AUGGCUGGUUUGGAAACUGCCUUUCCCGGGGAAGGUGCUGACGUGGGCCGCCGCGCGCUCCGCUUGGAAAGCGGUGGCCCCAGCGAGGCCCGGGGCGCGGCCACACCCCCGGGCGGGAGGGGAGCUCGUGGCCCCCACCCAGAUUUCACGCUGGAGAUCCUGAAGACCCUCGAGAAAAGCCACGUGGGGGGCUGGUUCCCCUGGGGCUUCCUCCCCGCCCCCGACCGCCUGAUCCUCUGGAGCGUGCCCGACGUCUGCAAAGAUGUGGACCUGGACGUGCUCGUGGACGCCCUGAAGCCCGUGGGGACCUUUAAGAAGAUCGGCAAGGUGUUCCGCCGGGAGGAGGACUCCACGGUGGGGCUGCUGCAGAUCGGCGAGGACGUGGACCACCUGCUCAUCCCGCGCGAGGUCCGGCUGGCGGGGGGCGUCUGGAGGGUCAUCUCCAAGCCCGCCACCAAGGAGGCGGAAUUCCGGGAGCGGCUGGCCCGGUUCCUGGAGGAAGAGGGCCGCACCCUGGAGGACGUGGCCCGCAUCAUUGAGAAGAGCACCCCGCAUCCGCCCCAGCCCCCCCCAAAGCCCAAGGGGCCCCGAGCGAGGAGGAGAGUCCCGCAGAUGGCGACCCCGCCUCCCCGGCUGGUCGUGGGCACCUACGACAGCAGCAACGCCAGCGACAGCGAGUUCAGCGACUUCGAAGCCUCGCGAAAGCCGGGCGACCGAGGCCGCAGGGGCCCCGCGCGCGCCGGGAAGGCGCGCAAGAUGCCGGUCAGUUACCUGGGCAGCAAGUUCCUGGGGAGCGACCUGGACAGCGAGGAUGACGAGGAGCUGGUGGAGGCCUUCCUCCGGCGCGGGGAGAAGCAGCCGGGCGCCCAGCCCGCCCGCCGCUGCGGGCACCUGCCGGUGCCCAUGUUUGAGGACGGCCCGGGGCCGCAGCCGCCCAAGGGGGACAGGUGGCGGGAGUACGUCAGCCAGGUGUCCUGGGGGAAGCUGAGGCGCAGGGUGAAGGGCUGGGCGCCGAGGUCCGGCCCCGGAGUGGGUGAGGCCCAGCAGGCCUCUGUCAGGGUGGAGAGGGAUGAGGUGCCAUGUAGCGCCCCUCAGGGGGAUCACGUGGUGAGCGCAGGAGGUGGGCUGGUGCCCGAGGUUCCCCCAAGGCGAUGGAGGCCCAAGAUUAAGUGGGCCUCCUUUAGGCUGCUCAGGAGGGAGGAAGCAGCAUCCAUGGCUCAGGGGGCGGAGGCUGCAGCUGAUCAGAGGGUGGAGGCUGUGAGUAAUCAAAGAGUGGAGGCUGCAGCUGAUCAGAGGGUGGAGGCUGUGAGUAAUCAAAGAGUGGAGGCUGCAGCUGAUCAGAGGGCAGAGUCUGCAGCUGAUCAGAGGGCGGAGGCUGUGGGUAAUCAAAGAGUGGAGGCUGCAGCUGAUCAGAGGGCAGAGUCUGCAGCUGAUCAGAGGGUGGAGGCUGUGGGUAAUCAAAGAGUGGAGGCUGCAGCUGAUCAGAGGGUGGAGGCUGCAGCUGAUCAGAGGGCAGAGUCUGCAGCUGAUCAGAGGGUGGAGGCUGUGGGUAAUCAGAGAGCAGAGGCUGCAGCUGAUCAGGGGGCAGAGGCUGUGGGUGAUCAGAGGGCCGGGGCCCUAGUUGUCCAGGGAGCAGAGGCUGCAGCUGAUCAGGGGGCAGAGGCUGCGGGUGAUCAGAGGGCCGGGGCCCCAGUUGUCCAGGGAGCAGAGGCUGCAUCUGAUGGGGCCGAGGCCAGAGCUGGUCAGAGAGCAGAGGCUUCCGCUGAAGCUGCCGCCUUAGCUGCCCAGGGAGCCACAGGAGCGACCCCAGGAGCUAGGGCCCGGAAACAGGUCAAGACAGUGAGGUUCCAGACCCCUGGGCGCUUUUCGUGGUUUCGCAAGCGCCGGAGAGCCUUCUGGCACACUCCCCGGUUGCCAACCCUGCCCAAGAGAGUCCCCAGGGCAGGCGAGGCCGGGGGCCUCAGGGUGCUGAGGGCCGAGGCCAGAGCAGAAGCGGAGCCGGAAGAGCAAGAGGACCUGCUGUGAGGCGGGCACGGAAGCCAGAGAGCCCCUGCCACCGGCCACCUUACCGGCCACUCAGGGUGCCCCCUCCCCUGCACUUGGACAGAGAUGCUGUUUCUGCCUCCACCCGGGAAAAAGGAGGUGGGGCUGGAGGUGGAGCGAGGGCCGGCAGCACCUACCACCCCUUUUCUUUCCUUGUUAAAAUUUUAACUUUCAUGCAUUGAUUUUUUUUUUAAAAAAUACAGACUCUCUAGUAACCCAGGGAACGUAAGGAAAGAAACCGGUGCAAUGGGGUUGCAUUAACUUCCUCACAUGCAACCCUGGGUGCUCAGCGUGAAGCCAGGAGCCAGGCGGAGAGAAAUUCCCUCCUCUUCACUUUCCGUGCUCCCUCCCCCUGCACACCUCACGGUGCCGGCCUCCUGGAGCCUACAACAUGUAAAUAAA
Messenger RNA from Myotis daubentonii (Daubenton's bat), 2445 nucleotides. It is a transcript of the gene CCDC8, whose product is annotated as coiled-coil domain containing 8 subunit of 3M complex. Lineage: Eukaryota; Metazoa; Chordata; Mammalia; Chiroptera; Vespertilionidae. Gene Ontology annotation, biological process: microtubule cytoskeleton organization; regulation of mitotic nuclear division. The record is from RefSeq and is a predicted model, not a curated record. Gene Ontology annotation, cellular component: 3M complex.